AUGAGUAAAAUAUCAGAAACGGGUACAAAAUUGGAAGAACUUCAUCCGGUGGUAGAACAGAAGAGUGUCAAAGUAGAAAAGCUGAAACCAAUUUUCAAAAGAGUCAAUAAUGGAAUAACAUCGCAAGAAAUAAUUUCAACAUACUCAAAGCUUAUCACCGACUAUGAGAAGAAAGAAGUUGUGAAUUUCCCAGUCGUUUACACCAUCGGAGCGUUUUCUGCUAAAAACUACAGAUGUCACAGAACCGGACUGUUUACUUCUACUUGUGCAAGCUUUGAAACAAGUUCAGGAGACCAUGUCGCUUAUCGCUACUUGGUAGAUCGUGUUCUUGGCGACGGAAGUUACUCUGAGGUGUACCGAUGUAUCGAUAGGAAAACUGAGACACCAGUGGCUGUCAAGAUUCUGAAGCACAACAUGCAAAUCUUUGAUGAAGAAGUGCAGGCAUUGACAAAAAUUUCACAAUUGGAUCCAGUAGGAAAAUCUAACUGCAUUCGACUUUUGGAUCACGGAAAAUUUCGUCGUCAUCACUACCUGGUUUUUGAGAUGAUGCAUUGUAGUCUGGCAACAUAUCUUGAUGAUGUGAAAAAUGUGUCGGUUCAAGAGUGUGGCAAGAUGAUGAGAUCAAUUCUAUUUGCACUGGACUUCUUGCACCAACACAAAAUCGUCCAUUGUGAUGUGAAACCCGAUAAUAUUCUGAUGAGUUCCAGCGAUCCGAACAAUUUAAAACUGGCAGAUUUCGGAUUGGCAACCAAAGACCCCACAGAUGUUGGAGACAGUAUUCUUCAAACUAGACACUUCCGUGCUCCUGAAAUCUAUUUCCAAGGAAUUAUCACAUCAGCAACCGACAUGUGGUCGUUUGGAUGCGUUGUUGCACAAAUGGUGCUUGGAAAACCUUUGAUGGCUGGGAGACACUAUUAUGAUCAACUUGCAUUGAUUGAACAAUUCUUCGGACUGCCUCCAAUUCCAUAUUACAAAAGGCACUUGCACUUUUAUGGCGACUAUCCAAAGCAUUGCGAGAAAUUCUACGAUAGCGUAACGAGAAAGCCCUUUUUGCGACUCGAAAUGAUAUAUCAUGCCGCUAAUCCAAAAACCGGACUGCCUGGUUCGAAAACUUUAAAAGAUGUCUUCCCAGAUCCGGAGCAGUUUGUCAUCGUUGAAUUUUUGUCGAGAUGUUUCAAGUAUGAGCCGGCGGAAAGAAUCUUGCCGACGUUCGCAUUGAAGCACCCGCUGUUUUUCCAAGAACCAAAUUUAUAA
Molecule: messenger RNA, 1254 nt
Organism: Caenorhabditis remanei
Lineage: Eukaryota; Metazoa; Nematoda; Chromadorea; Rhabditida; Rhabditidae
Exons: 5
Coding region: 1-1254 (417 amino acids)
Biological process (GO): peptidyl-threonine phosphorylation; peptidyl-serine phosphorylation
Cellular component (GO): nucleus
Molecular function (GO): ATP binding; protein serine/threonine/tyrosine kinase activity; protein serine/threonine kinase activity
Source: RefSeq, a predicted model, not a curated record